AUGCCCAGCCCAUAUGACGGUAAAAGAACGGUAACUAAGCUUGUCAACGAGUUAGAAAAUGCUGAAAAGCUAUCCGGUAGAGGCAGAGCCUAUAGAAGAGUUUGCGACUUGUCACAUAGCAAUAAGAAAGUAGUUUCAUGGAAAUUCAAUGAAUGGGAUUACGGUAAAAACAAUAUCAGUUUGCCAUGUAAUGCAAGAGGUUUAUUUAUCAGUGAUGAUGCAUCAAAUCCAGUUAUUGUUGCUAGAGGGUAUGACAAGUUUUUCAAUGUGGGCGAAGUCAACUUCACCAAAUGGGAGUGGAUCGAAGAAAACUGUACAGGCCCAUACGAUGUCACUAUAAAAGCCAACGGUUGUAUUAUUUUUAUUUCUGGUCUAGAAGAUGGCAAAUUGAUAGUUUGCUCUAAGCAUUCCACUGGACCUAGAGAAGACGUAGACAGAAAUCAUGCGGAAGCAGGUGAGAAGCAACUUUUAAUGCAAUUGGUGAAGAUGAACAUCGAUCCAAGUGAUUUUGCUAGAAUGCUAUAUACCCAUAAUGUCACCGCUGUGGCAGAAUAUUGCGAUGAUUCAUUUGAGGAACACGUUCUAGAGUAUCCCCUUGAAAAAGCUGGUCUAUACCUACAUGGUGUCAAUAUCAAUGAGGCAGAAUUUGAAACUUGGGAUAUGAAGGACGUUUCGCAACUGGGGUGUAAAUAUGGAUUCAGGUGCGUCCAAUGCACGUCAUUGAAAACCUUGGAUGAUUUGAAAAAGUUCCUAGACAAUUGUUCCGCAACUGGAUCUUUCCAAGGGCAAGAAAUCGAGGGUUUUGUUAUCAGAUGUCAUUUGAAGAGUACUGGGAAACCUUUUUUCUUUAAGUAUAAAUUUGAAGAACCGUAUUUAAUGUACCGUCAGUGGAGAGAAGUCACUAAAGACUAUAUUUCCAAUAAGUCAAGAGUGUUUAAAUUUAGGAAGCAUAAGUUUAUAACCAACAAGUAUCUUGAUUUCGUAAUCCCAAUAUUAGAGUCGUCACCCAAGAUUUGUGAGGAUUACAUGAAAGGUUUUGGAGUGAUUAAAUUGAGAAACAGGUUUCUAGGAUCAUAUGGUAUGAGUGGGUUGGAAAUCUUAAAUCACGAAAAGGUGGCCGAAUUGGAAUUAAAAAAUGCCAUUGAUUAUGAUAGAGUAGACGAACACACUAAGUUUUUGAUUUUCCCCAUAUCAGUCAUUGGAUGUGGAAAAACGACAACCUCCCAGAUAUUAGUCAAUUUGUUUCCUGAGAGCUGGGGUCAUAUUCAAAAUGAUGAUAUUACUGGUAAAGAUAAAUCUCAGUUAAUGAAAAAAUCGUUGGAACUAUUAUCCAAAAGAGAAAUUAAAUGUGUCAUAGUUGACAGAAACAAUCAUCAGUUCCGCGAAAGGAAGCAAUUAUUCGAGUGGUUGGAUGAAUUAAAAGAAGACUAUUUGGCGUAUGAUACGAACAUCAAGGUAAUUGGUGUGUCAUUCGCACCAUAUGACAAACUAUCGGAAAUCAGAGACAUAACAAUGCAAAGAGUAAUCAGAAGAGGUAACAAUCAUCAAAGUAUCAAAUGGGACGAAUUAGGAGAGAAGAAAGUUGUGGGUAUCAUGAAUGGGUUUUUGAAAAGAUAUCAACCAGUUAAUUUAGGUAAAACACCGGAUAAUAUGUUCGAUUUAAUGGUGGAGUUAGAUUUCGAAGGGGCAGACACUUCAUUAACUAAUGCGAAACAAAUCCUCAAUGAAAUUCAUAAAGCUUACCCAAUUUUGGUACCUCUGGUCCCAAAAGAUGAUGAAAUUGACACGGCAUUUAGAAGGAGCUUAGACUACAAACCUACAGUAAGAAAAAUAGUUGGUAAAGGCAACGGUAAUCAACCAAAAACGCCUAAGCUUAUUAAACCAACAUACUUCUCAGCUAAUAUAAACAACUAUGAUGAAAUCAUUGAUUUGGUAAAGGAAAGUGUUGCUAGUGAUGCAGACCUGUCAGAACAAUUUAAAUAUUUACUGACAAGUGGAAAGGUUCAGAAGGAACUUCAUAUAACACUAGGUCAUGUCAUUUCGUCUCGUGAAAAGGAGGCAAAAAAGUUAUGGAAAUCAUAUUGUAACAGAUACACUGACCAGAUAACGGAGUACAAUAACCAUCGUAUAGGAAAUACACCAGCUCCAGGCACUAACCAAGAUAAGCAGCUGAAAACCACCGACACACUGAAAUUUAGACUGGAAAAACUAUGUUGGGAUGAAAAAAUCAUUGCUAUUGUGGUAGAACUGUCCGGAGAUAAAGAUGGGUGCAUAAUUAAUGCAAACAAUGAAAAUGUCAAAGGUUUACGUUGUCAAAACAAAAUUCCUCAUAUUACACUGUGUAAGCUUGAAAGUGGUGUUAAGGCUGUUUAUUCCAAUGUCCUAUGUGAGAAAGUUGAAUCUGCUGAAGUUGGUGAAAAUGUAAAAGUUGUAAAAUUGAAUAGUUCGAAGGAAUUUGUUGCCAACGUAUACUUAAACUUUUAUGCAGCGCUCUGA
Molecule: messenger RNA, 2496 nt
Organism: Saccharomyces paradoxus
Lineage: Eukaryota; Fungi; Ascomycota; Saccharomycetes; Saccharomycetales; Saccharomycetaceae
Gene: TRL1
Product: tRNA ligase
Exons: 1
Coding region: 1-2496 (831 amino acids)
Biological process (GO): tRNA splicing, via endonucleolytic cleavage and ligation
Cellular component (GO): nuclear inner membrane
Molecular function (GO): RNA ligase (ATP) activity; ATP binding; phosphoric diester hydrolase activity
Source: RefSeq, a predicted model, not a curated record